AUGUCAAAAUCACAUAGUCGUGAAUUUUUUAAAAAGAAUAAACGUGAUCGUAGUAAGAAGAAUGGAAAUAAUAUAAAAACAAAUAACAAUAAUCAUCAUUUAAAUAAUCGAGAACAUGGUUCACAUAAUGCGAGUACGGUGGGCACUGAUGGUGAUACGGAUACUGGUCAUACAAAAGAGAAAAAAACAAAAAUUUGUUGCCUUUUGUAA
Molecule: messenger RNA, 210 nt
Organism: Didymodactylos carnosus
Lineage: Eukaryota; Metazoa; Rotifera; Eurotatoria; Philodinida; Philodinidae
Source: the annotation of a GenBank genome assembly